This is a messenger RNA of Aedes aegypti (yellow fever mosquito), 807 nucleotides long. RefSeq lists its product as uncharacterized. The transcript has 3 exons. Bases 9 to 668 code for a protein of 219 amino acids. NCBI's taxonomy places the organism in Eukaryota, Metazoa, Arthropoda, Insecta, Diptera, Culicidae. The record is from RefSeq and is a predicted model, not a curated record.
GUUUCAAAAUGCCUCGUCGGACGAAAAAAAGAAAAGCAGCUAUUGAGCGUGAAAAACGCAAAAAAAUCAAUCUUGGCAAUAGUGUUGAGGAUGUGUGGGAUACCGGCUACAUACGGGAGUCGUCGUUGUGGUCAACGGAAUUAUUUGUGCCUGAUAUCAAGGAAGAGUGUGUUCCAGCUGAGUUCACCCACGAUGACGAAGGUCCCGUUAUUCCUAGCAGUUUACGAACAUCGGAGUCGUAUAGUGCAACGACGUCCACAGAUUUGAUUAUAACAGUGAGAUGCAAUGCCGAUGUUUCACAUUCACCAGAUUGCUCAGCAGAAAUACCGUUUUCGCUUCCAAACGAGUCCUUCAAAGUAUUCCACGACGAGAAUUGUCCUGAUGUGAUAUUGGCUUCGAUGACUAGUUCUUCCUCUGUACAUUCUAGUUUCGGGUCGACCACAACUAGUUGUAACGAAAAUUGCAGUGGUCAAGACCAAUCAGACGCGUAUACACCGAAGGCAUUAGGUAGUCACGAAUCCACUGGUACGAUGAACUUAUCAUCUUAUUUGGCUUCGGCGUCCGACAGAUACCAACCGGCUGUAAUUGGAGAGUCAUCUUUUCACGAUGCAAAUGUUGUGACACCUCAUCGAACAGGUACAUUUUAUGACCCUAGAGUAAUACUAUAAUUAUUGGGGGAAUCUGCUCCAAUUCCGACCCUGUUUCAAUUUGGAACCCAAGCGCUCGUUCUAACAUGGAAACUUGGAAACUUGGAACUUGGAACCAAACAAAUUGGACCUUUUGAAGCAUUUUGUUCAAUCUUAUCUA